AUGGGCUUUGCUGUGAAGAAGCGACACACUAGGUUAAAACAUCAGCCUGAUCCUGAGUUCAAGUUUCUUGAAAAGGGCACGAAAGCUACUCUCGGGAGCCGUCAGAAAAAAAGUUUACUCCUACAGAACGGGGAAUCGUUAGGGUCUGUUCUCACCGGAAAAAAGCAGCUAUUUCAUCCAGACGAAUUAUCGGAAGAGGUUGACCAAUUGGCAGAGCUUAACGAUGAAGUCAAGACCUUUCCCACUAUCGAAGAAAUCGUAAAGCCGAGCCAUAUCUCUAUGGAGACGGGGGAUCUUGAAGAGGAGAAAAAGCCUAAUGAAGACGUUGCUACAAAUAUAGGGACCUCUUUUUCGUCAUUGGCCCCAACUUAUGACAUGGGGUUAUUGAACCAACGUAUUAGAGAUUCGCUGCUUAUUCUUGGUGACUUUAAAACGCGUGCCCCUCCUGGAUUGACUCGUAAAGCUUGUGUCACUUCACUCAUCGACGAUCUUUGCCAGCGUUAUUCGUAUAGCCGUUUUAUGAUGAACUUGCUCUACGAUCUGUUCCCAAAGGAGAUACUCGAAGUCGUGGAAUCUAACGAAACCGAUCGCCCUGUUACUAUUCGAACCAAUACACUUAAAACUCGGCGAAGAGAUCUAGCUCAAGCUCUCAUUAAUCGUGGUGUAAACUUGGAUCCUUUGGAACCGUGGAGCAAGGUUGGACUUGUGGUGUAUUCUUCCCAGGUCCCCCUGGGUGCUACACCGGAAUAUCUUGCUGGACAUUACAUUCUUCAAGGCGCCUGCUCUAUGUUGCCUGUUAUGGCCCUGGCCCCCAAGCCUGGUGAGCGAAUACUUGACAUGUGUGCAGCACCAGGUGGGAAAACUACAUACAUCGCUCAGCUAAUGAAGAAUACGGGUUCCAUUUUUGCCAAUGACGUCAGUGUGGAAAGAGCCAAGGCCCUGCUUAGUAACUGCCAUCGUAUGGGCGUGGUUAAUACGGUUGUUUGCGUGGAGGACGGUCGGAAGUUUCAUAACCUUAUGGCUGGCUUCGACCGUGUUCUCCUUGAUGCGCCCUGUUCUGGUACUGGAAUUAUUGCAAAAGACCCCUCCGUAAAAACACACAGGAGUGACGAAGACAUUAAGCAGCGUGUAUUGCUACAAAAACAGUUAAUCCUCGCCGCAAUCGACUGUUGCAAGGUUGGCGGCUACAUCGUCUACUCAACCUGCUCCAUCACCAUAAACGAAAACGAAGGAGUAAUCGACUACGCUCUCCGCAAGAGAAAGGUCCAAUUAGAGGAGACCAAUUUGUUUGGAGAAAAGGGUUUUACGAGUUUUAAGGGAUUACACUUCUCACCGAAGAUGAAUCGAACACGACGCUUCUACCCCCACAAGCAUAAUGUGGAUGGCUUCUUUGUAGCGAAGUUGAAGCGGCUGGAGUAA
This is a messenger RNA of Hydatigera taeniaeformis, 1419 nucleotides long. NCBI's taxonomy places the organism in Eukaryota, Metazoa, Platyhelminthes, Cestoda, Cyclophyllidea, Taeniidae. The record is from the annotation of a GenBank genome assembly.